Seriola dumerili (greater amberjack) is the source of this 597-nucleotide messenger RNA. Its product is annotated as gamma-crystallin M2-like. NCBI's taxonomy places the organism in Eukaryota, Metazoa, Chordata, Actinopteri, Carangiformes, Carangidae. The record is from RefSeq and is a predicted model, not a curated record. Gene Ontology annotation, biological process: lens development in camera-type eye; visual perception. The transcript is spliced from 2 exons. Bases 43 to 597 code for a protein of 184 amino acids. Gene Ontology annotation, molecular function: structural constituent of eye lens.
AAGCAGUUCAGCUCCAACAGCAGCAGCAGCACCACGGCAAAGAUGACUUCCAGUGGCAUGAACAUGAUGGGCAAGAUCAUCUUCUACGAGGACAGGAACUUCCAGGGCCGCUCUUACGAGUGCAUGAGCGACUGCCCCGACAUGUCCUCCUUCCUGAGCCGCUGCCAUUCCUGCAGGGUGGAGAGGGGCUGCUUCAUGGUCUACGACCGCCCCAACUACAUGGGAAACCAGCACUUCAUGAGGAGGGGCGAGUACGCUGACUAUAUGAGCAUGAUGGGCAUGAGCGACUGCAUCAGGUCCUGCCGCAUGAUCCCCAUGCACAGAGGCCAGUUCAGGAUGAAGAUCUACGAGAGGGAGAACUUCCAGGGCCAGAUGCAGGAGCUGAUGGAGGACUGCGAGAAUGUCAUGGAGCGCUUCGGCAUGUCUAACUUAAUGUCCUGCAACGUGAUGGAUGGCCACUGGCUGAUGUACGAGCAGCCCAACUUCAGAGGAAGGAUGAUGUACAUGAGGCCUGGAGAGUACAGGAACUUCAGCAGCAUGGGCAUGAGCGGCAUUAGGUUCAUGAGCUUGAGGCGCAUCAUGGAUGCCUGCUACUAG